This is a messenger RNA of Phoenix dactylifera (date palm), 3078 nucleotides long. RefSeq lists its product as uncharacterized. Gene Ontology annotation, molecular function: zinc ion binding; ubiquitin protein ligase activity. Lineage: Eukaryota; Viridiplantae; Streptophyta; Magnoliopsida; Arecales; Arecaceae. The record is from RefSeq and is a predicted model, not a curated record. Gene Ontology annotation, biological process: ubiquitin-dependent protein catabolic process. Gene Ontology annotation, cellular component: nucleus.
CUAAAAAGGGGUUUUAGAACGGGGAGGGGGAAGGAGGCUAAGGGCGCGGGGGGGGUUCGACGGUGCGUGGAUUCUGCCUCCCCUCUAGACCUCGAUUCCACCUCCAAGCUUCUCUCCGCUCUGGAUUUUAUCGAGAGCAGCGGCGCCGCUGAGAGGAUGGACUCCAUGGACACCAAUUUGGUGUCAGAAGUCCCGGAGACCACAGAUAGACUGAUGAUAGUCCGGCCGGUUGAUGGGUCAUCGGGGCCCUCAACAAGGGGAGUAAAUAUCGUGGAAAGGUUCAACACAAUCCAUUCUGAUCAAAGGAUAGCUCCCGCAACAACAAAACAUGCCCCCUGUCCGAGGGGUUCAGGUCUUGUCGAUGUGCCUGGCAGUACUACUGUGCGAGAUAAUGCUGAACACCUGUUUACAGAAGCAAGAUUAGGACAAUUGAGCUCCAAGAUCAAUGAAACUAGGCCUUCCCCUCAGGUCCAAGCCUCAAGGGUUGAAUUCGAAGAAAACAUGGCUUGUAAUUACAGUAGUCAUGGUGCAAAAACAGUCGAGUUGGGUUCAAGAAACCCUUUUCCCCCUUCCCAUCCAAGUAGGCAUAGGGAUUCAAGGAAGGAUGGCAAACGACUGUUUGUUGAGAGUGAGAAUGGUGGAUGUUCUGGAUUAUCUAUUGGAAGGCAGCAGAAUGGUGUUGGGUUCUCUUGGAAAUUGCCUGUUAGUACUAGCAAAGAAGAGAGGUGUAGAGAAAAUGGGAAGGGGACUCAUCUUAGCAGUGAUUUGCAAGUGGGAACUGAUAAAAUCCCAUCAAAAUCAUCACAGCUUGCUGGAUGUCAGAGGAAUGCGGUGCAGAGGAGGCCAAUACGUAAUGGUUAUAGCUCAUCACAUGAUAUGACAAAGAGUGAUGCCCCAUCUGAGGUUGAUGACCGAAAUGUCAUGAAUUCACUUCAUGGCACGGCAUAUUCUUUGCUUCCUGGAAUCAGCAAUCAAGUUAGCGUGAAAGGAAGAGAUGUGCACGAUGCAUCACAAUUCAAAACCAGCCAAUCGCUUCAAAGAUGGUCACAGUUUGGUGAUGAUUCUCCUAGGAAUACUGGACGCAGAAAGCUGGUGCAUAAUGGUUGCAUCUCUGCAAGUAACGUAGCAAAGGGUAAGGCUGUUGCUAAAAAUGAUGAUGAUGGAAAUAUGGUGUCUAAUGAACUUUUUGAUGGGGUCUCACCACGUCAAGUACACAUUGUUAGUCCUGAUUCUGAAGGCGGCUGUGCUGAUAAAAGGAAAGGGAAAGUUAUAUUGGAUAAUAAUGUGGCACCAAAUAUGCAAGAAAAAGAAGCUAAACCUCAAGCGGGCAGGGCUUGUUCAAUGGGAGGGAAUGGGGUGACUGUUAUUGCAGAUUUUGGUGAUGAUACUCUCAGAUCUCCCAAACGAAUAGGUUGGAGAACAAGACUGGUUCAUAUAGAAGAAGCGUCUAUAAGUUCUUUUGGUGAGGGCUCCAGUGCUUCCAAGAGGGAAGACACUAGUAUCUUACCUGGUCAGAACCACGAAAUUGCAACUGUUGAUGGAGACUUCAUAAAUCUUUUACAUGACAGUCCUGAAAUAGUCUCGAUGCAUCAUGGGUCAACUCCAAAUCCGCUCUCUAUAACUUCUGAGUUAGAAUCAGAAACUGGAACACACUAUAGGCGACGCAAGAGGAUCAAAGGAAAAAGGAAAUGUGGCUUGGUUCAUUCUCAUUUUGGUGAAUGCUCCAGUACAACUUUGGAGGAUUCAGAAAUCUUGUAUAUCCAAUCCUCUAGGCAAACGUCAAAUACAAAAUCAACAAGAGCUCAUAAUUCUCAGGUCCAUGACACAUUUAUGCAACCAGUUAUAGAAGUUGAUGAGCCGAACUCCCCAGAAGUAAGAUAUAGCAAACCUCAAGGUGAAAGUUGCGGAGUUUUUGAUGAUUCUAGUGCAAGAAAUAGGCAGGUAGAAUCAGAUGAGAUAUUAGCUCGCCAGCUCCAAGAGCAGUUUUAUCAUGAGUUACAAGAAUUUGGAGAUUUAGAGGAGAUAGAUGCAACUAUAGCAUGGUCGUUACAACAGGAGGAGGAUGCUCAAAAUGCUGCCUCUAUUGGAAGGCAGGGUCAACCUCUUUCUAGGGAAACAUCAAUUGCAGAUUUAUAUGCACAGAACCCGCGUGCACUAUUCCGAAAUGUUUCUGCUCAAUCAACAAAUCUUGCUCGAGUUCCAGCAUCAACUAGAGUGGCCCAGUUGAGGAGAAACUUUAAUGGUCCUGAAAUGGAUCUUGAGAUGAGAAUGAUAUCUGAAUUGAGGAGAAGCUUCACCAGUGCUGAAAUGGAUUUUGAGACGAGGCUUAACUUCUUGGAAGCAUUAGAAGCAGCAUUUGAAGACAGUCAUGACAUGGAAGAUGAUUUUCCCCCCAUUCUCCAUCAUUUUGAUGAGGAUGACUUUGAGAUGCUGUUUGCCGUUGAUGAUAACAGCCAUCAACAUGCUGGUGCUUCUGAGAGCCAGAUUGAUAGCUUGCCACAGUCAGUAAUACAGAGUGAUAGCAUCAAAGAAGCAUGUGCUAUCUGUCUCGAGGUCCCCUCCACUGGAGAUGUCAUUCGCCAUUUACCAUGCUUACAUAAAUUCCACAAAGAAUGCAUUGACACAUGGCUCAAGAGGAGAACCUUAUGCCCAAUAUGCAAGUGUGGCAUUACUUUGGCUGCAGACACAUGACUGCCUUGUUUUGUUCAGUCAAAGAAAGCUUCUUGGAACGAGGUGAUCCACCAGUUUUAUCAUCUUAAACUUGAGCUGGGUUCAGCCUUUAGAUCUGUGGCGAGGGAAGUGCGUCUGUCGGUUUUUCCUAAAAGUUAAAACUGGUGUGACUCAAAACAUUUGAGCUAGGGCUAGAGAAGUCAUCUGUUAAAAACCUGUACAAUUUUGUUCAUAUUUUGUGAGACUCGGCACCCAUUGGCAGAAAGCAACCUUUAGGCCAUCUAGUCUUAGUUUUGAAUGUGUUGAAGUCUUUUGUCGGCAUUUUGUCAUGGAUCUGACCUUUGGUGCUGAUGAUGUUUCUAUGUUUCAUGCUGAUAUAAUAGCUCAAUUUAGUUUCAAGCUUAAUGA